AUGGCUCCGACCAACGACAAUGAACGGCCCAAUGCGAACGAAAAGGUGCUGCACGUGUGGUCGAAACCGAUAGCAGAGGGCGAUCAGGUUCCCGGUCUCCAAGGGCCGGACAAGAAUCCAGAUGGGACUCCGAGAGGUUCAAGGUCUGCCUUUGCAGAGGCUGUCUCAAUGAUCAAGAAGGAUGAUUUUGCGAACGUAGCAAACACGCCCUGCUCACGGCAAGGAUUACUGACGGGAAUUGGGGCGGGAGCUGGCUUGGGCGGCUUGAAAUUUGUGAUUCAAGGUAAUGCUGCCAAAUCUGCCAACUGGGCGGUUGGCUUCUUCCUCUUGGGUAGCAUAGCCUCGUACGAGUACUGCCAGUAUCAACGGCGGGCCGAGAAGAUUCAGAUGAAGAGGCACAUCGAAGUGGUCACGCAGAACAGAAAAGAGCAGGCAAAGAAACUAGCCGAAGAGAGGCGGGAGCAGUUGAGGAUAGAGGAAGAACAAAGAGCCCGAAAUAAGGCCUGGUAUAAGUUUUGGUGA
Molecule: messenger RNA, 522 nt
Organism: Trichoderma harzianum CBS 226.95
Lineage: Eukaryota; Fungi; Ascomycota; Sordariomycetes; Hypocreales; Hypocreaceae
Exons: 2
Coding region: 1-522 (173 amino acids)
Biological process (GO): mitochondrial respiratory chain complex IV assembly
Cellular component (GO): mitochondrial inner membrane; mitochondrion
Source: RefSeq, a predicted model, not a curated record